GAGCAGCGGACACGGACAGCGAUGGAGAAAGAUUUCUAGCAAUCAACAUUUCGGUCAGGCCAUCGCUUCAAGCUAUUAAUUGACUACUUACUGUUCGAAGUACCCUACCACCACUCCAUGCUUUGGCGUUACGAUUAAUUAGAUUCCCCUCUUUUAUGCAUUGGCGUCUUCUAUUACGGCCGGGUUCAAUUAGCAACCAAGUCGCGCAAAGGAGUUGCCCUCGACUUUUGCUCCGCCUCUUCAACCUUUCCGCAUGACCCUGUCCUCAUUACACUGUUCAGCACAUCGGUUCCCCGACCAGCACAACAUUCUUUCGGGGCAUGCUCGAGCGUGCAUCGUCAUGCGUUGAGCCAGUAUCUCAAGUCCUCCUCCGCCGAUUCGAGCCUCCCAUUCGAAGCCGCCGUAUCCUUGGGCCGUCGUUCUGGAAGAAUGGCACAGAUGAGCUCGCAGUGGCUCCCUGGUGGCCUCUAUACUUGGAUAACAUUAGGGGAAAGGAUGGAUGUCGGCCGGGAACUGUACAGGAACGGCCAUGUGUUAGGUCCCGUCGUGCUGUUACAAGGCCAAGCUCUGGCCGGAGUCGUCCCUUAUCCUUGACCCCGGGGCCGCCACCCUAUUCCUGUCCACCUGAGAGCCUGUCGCGGGCAUACACAAAUCAUUCAAGUUACGAGAAGAUGAAUCCGGGCUCAAGACAGCUGAAUACCAACGCGCUAGCGGUCAGACCGAGUUACGACACCGAGGGACCGAAGUCACCAGAUAUGCGUGGUCAGGACAUCUCGUCAAUUAGUAAUGGGGGUCUAUUGGACGAAGAUACUGGCAAGACGGUUGCUGGGCGGGAAAGCCAUUCACUCGAGGCCAUAGAUUCGCGUGCGGAUACCGCCUCUCCUACAAAUCGCGAUCUGAAACCACUGGACAUCCGGUCCUCUCGCCCCUUGGAAGACACUGAAGAGAUGCUUCAGCAAAUCCUGGACGGUCGCGAAGCUCCGGUACUCGAUCCGAAGGGAACGAACUUGUUUGAGACAGUCUGGGCUUUUUUCAAGCGACUACCCAACCAGGAGGCAUACGCAGCAAGAGUAUUCUAUUUCAUGUCAAAAUCCACGUCACACCAAGAUCUCAAGCUCGCUCUGCGAGCCUUCAACAUUAUCCCACACGAGAAACGAACCGUAGCACACUACGAGCGUGCUGCUCGAACGGCCAUUCAGCGCAACGACUAUCGAUCGGCAAUAUCGAUUAAUGCAGAAGCGACCGCCCGUCAUUUGAAUCAAGAGUGCAGCACGUUUCUCUUGUUGCAUACGGCAUCGAAUCAGCUAUGGAAAGCUGCGGCGCAAGUCUGGUCGACGUCCUUUGAACCCCUGACACGAAACCGUCAAAGACUGUCUGUUUCGGCCAUUGGCAAGAUGCUUCUGGAGCAGGUAGAUCGAUACCAGAAUUUGCCCUUGGCCGUAUCCAAUCUUGCAAGGGAAAUCAUCGAUCGGCGAGCGGUAGUCAUGCACCAAGCUGGACUUCUCAUGCAUUUAGGACGCGAGCUCUUGCAUGUUCUGGUCCAAAGUGGCAGACAGAUGAGCUUAGUUGACCCGGAGAUGUUGGUUUCGACAUUUGAACAUUAUAGGCAACUCAAGUUGUUAAAUCCGACUGUCCAUCUGCAUGCCGUCAAUACGCUUCUGAAAUCGGUGAACAGACUGCAUCGGGGCAAGUCGGUUGGGUUCAUUUACCAUCAUCUUCGGAGCAAAUACCCUGAUUUCCAGCCACCUCCGUCCCUAUAUGGCUCGAUUUUGUCUAUUCUGGCUCAGGAAGGUGCCCCUUCCGAGGUGCACUUGUACUACUUGCGCCAGUUUGCUCACCUGCACGGGGCAGCCGACAAGAUUAGCUAUCAGAAAGUCCUCACGGCCCUCGCUGCUCAGGGGGACGUUGACGGUACCCAGGCCGUGUUUAUCGAGCUAUGCAAAGUCCACUCGCGGCCUACCGAUAUUGCCUAUUUUACCCCGCUUCUAUACGCGUAUGCCCGGUUGGGCGACAUUGAAGGCACUGAACGGGAGUUCCAACGUUUGAAGGACUGGGGACUGCAACCGACCUUGUAUUGCUGGAACAUACUUCUCUACGCUUACGCAAGGUCGGCCCAUUCUGGGAAGGCCUUUGAUAUAUUCGAGACUAUGAAGGCUCAGGGCUUACGUCCUGACGUGUAUACCUUUGGGACUCUGAUGGGAAUAGUCUCCAAAGCCGGUGACAUUGAAGCUGUUGUGGACAUUAUUGAACAGGCACAACAAUACCAUAUCAAGGGCAGCUACGAAAUGAUCUCCGGGCUAGUGCAAUCCUACUGUCUCAAUGAUCAAGCAGACGUUGCCGAAAGGCUCGCAGAAGUCACCACCAAGGCUAGUUUCGAGGGCGAGCCAGUCAAGAUGUGGAACUACCUACUCAGACAUUAUGCGUUUCAGUCCGAUUCAGAGGGAGUUGUCCGAGUUCAAGAAAGGAUGAAUGCUUUGGGCGUGAAACCCGAUGACAUGACCUAUGCAGCUCUGAUGGCCGCGCUCGUUGUCAUUGGCAAGACCAGCGAUGCUGCCCAGAUUCUGAAAAGUCUUAACACGAGUCGGACACUCGCCGCCACCGCUUUUCAUUACUCCAUUGUACUGCAAGGUUAUGUCCAGGAAGGAAAUCGGAAGAUGGCCGAAGAGGUUUACAAGGAAAUGUUGGAAACUUUUCCAAGACUCACUCCUAGCGCACGUCUUGCUAUGCUCCACCUACAAGGUCUACAAAGCGUCAAUGCGGAGAAGUCGUUCUUGGAUGCCAAUGACUAUCUGGGAACACUUCUGCAUGAACUGGCCAGCGAGGACCGGGCGACCAAGCACCCUCAGCCAGGGUUCGGCCGGCGCAGUCCCGUACAUGCACUGCCUUCCAUCUACGUGGAAUUCAUGGCCAGUAUUCUAGCUUCCACGGGCAAGACUGGGCAAGCGGAUAAGCUUCUUCAGAAGUUUGACUCUCUGUCGCAGUCAUCAUACCUCGGCCGUGAUCGAGGUUCUGAAGAUUCAAUCGAUCUUCUAACCACACGCCUGAUCAUUUCAACUCAUCGACAUGAUUGGGAAACAGUGGAAAGAACCUGGAAGCAAAUAUUGGACCGGGCAUUGGAUGCAGCAAGUCCUCACUCUAUCAAACGAAAGGUGACUCCUCCUAAGAAUCAGAUUGAGCAACCUUCUCCGACAACUCAGGACACGGCAAUUGGAUUGGAUCUUAUCGGCGGCUCCGACUUUGCAUUUACCUCUAUGAUUCCUACCAGCUCUUCUUCCGGCAGCUCCUCUGUCAGUCCUUCACUUGAUCGACCUGGCCUCAAGGUGUUGUUCUCUCAGAGAUUUAUACUCGAAGCUCCCAUUACGAGAUACUUGCGUGCUCUUGAGCUUCAGAAGCAUUACCAGCAUGCCACCGACCUCGUUGAGAAAUUGCAGAAAGUUGGGUUUGCCCUCACCAGCAGAAACUGGAAUUUCUACAUUCAGAUGCUGACCAGAUCGCCUGAUCCAAAUCACUGGAUCCUCGCUUUCAAAACAUUUGAAGAGAAAUUCCUGCCCAACACACCGCCUUGGCGUCAUCUUCGCGCUGGGAAAUGGUCAACACCGUCAUCUGCAAAGACCUCUACAACGGAUGCAGUCGUAAUAGCCCGUCGCAGGACUCUGGAAAAGCUUGACCGCGGCCACCUUAUGCCAACCUAUGUUACUGCAGUGCAUCUUGCGGCCAAUCUACUCGAAUCCAAUCGUCGCGCCGCUCACGGCGAUGUAUCCAUUAAUGUCGAUCUGUGGAGGAGCUCGCCCGGAACUUACCGAUAUAUUCGACGGAUUCCUCGGUCCAAGGACCGUAUCCAGGGUGGGGUUCUUCGGGGAAGAAAUAUUCUUGGUGACCUUCAGAAGCCAUUGCGUCGAGCUACCCACAAAAGCAAUCCUAAGGGACCCGAUACUACCAUUACGGCGUCUGAGCCAGGAAAAGCAGUCGAGCACAAGAUCGCGCACGCUGAAGAAAAGUAUGAAUGGCUUCCCCGAGAUGUGAUGAAAGCGAAGGCAAAGUCGAAGAAAAGAGUCGAAUUACCUCCAACCAGUGGGGCUUUGUACGACACUCUUGACCGACGUCUUGAAAAGCGGGCUGAAGCGCAACGGAAGGGCCGAGAGGAACGAAGGGCUAUGUUGGACGACGCUACCCGGCACCGAACGGGUGCGAAGUUCAGCAUCAGGAAACUUGCUGCGGUUCUGCCGAGGGACAUGAAACACUCUUCUGAGACGUUGCGUAACGAUCUCGAUGGGCAAGAGGUGCUUGCGGAAUCUGAUGAAGCGCAAGUACCACGGACCCCAAGAGAGUCGGCUCCUGUCACCCGACGAGAAGUGAAAUGAAGUCUGUAUGAAGCGCAUUUUGAUCCAUCUUGGGUCUGGCAAUGAAUUGAACAGAUGAACGAUACGUGUGCAGUGAGCACUGGGUAUUUGCUCUUCGACAGCCUCUCACCUGACGAGAGCAAAAGUUUCAGAGGACGGGUAUAGAUGAAUUGCUAAGUCGUGCUUGAGGAUGACGACGGUUUGUGGAUGGUAUAGAAUGGAGUGAACCUUUCAAACGCUCCUUGACGAGAAAAGGGCCGACUCGAUGAUGAGACAAAUAUCAUGCAUGACCAGGAGAAGCGUCAAGCGACAGACAGCUUGGUACUUGUUAUGCUAUCAGCAUGUUCAGACAGUGCAGUCACUGGUAACGGGAGGUAUCUACAGUAUGUACCUUAUGCCGGAUCCGGCAGCGGCACCGCAAACAAUAUAUUUAUAUCAACUCUCAUA
Molecule: messenger RNA, 4787 nt
Organism: Exophiala dermatitidis NIH/UT8656
Lineage: Eukaryota; Fungi; Ascomycota; Eurotiomycetes; Chaetothyriales; Herpotrichiellaceae
Product: minichromosome maintenance protein 3
Exons: 1
Coding region: 321-4361 (1346 amino acids)
Molecular function (GO): protein binding
Source: RefSeq, a predicted model, not a curated record